AUGUGGAAGCUCAAGUGCGAGAUUAUUCAUGUCCCUCUUUAUAGCGCGCCGGAGUACACUGCCAUCUCGUAUGCUUGGGGUGAUGGGGUCGAUACGACAUCGCUUGUGCUGGAAGGCGCGACAAUUCCUGUCGCUGUUAGUCUUCAUGAUGCGUUGAGAGCAGUGCGUGAUGAGAAGGAGGAAGUACUUGUGUGGGUUGACGCUUUGUGUAUCGACCAGCAGAACAAAGACGAGAGGGCCACCCAGGUCAGACUAAUGGGUCAGAUCUACCGAGGUGCAAUGUCAGUUGCCAUUUGGAUAGGGCCGGAGUACGAGCAGAGUGCCCUGGCUCUACAACUACUCCAAAAAGUGGCCGAAAACUCGAUUGACUCGCAACACAUCAGGUCCACUCGCAACCAAGACUCUCUGGCGCUUCUGAAUCUAUUCAAGAGAGAUUACUGGAAGCGACUGUGGGGUAAGUAG
Alternaria arbusti is the source of this 462-nucleotide messenger RNA. RefSeq lists its product as uncharacterized. The transcript is spliced from 2 exons. Lineage: Eukaryota; Fungi; Ascomycota; Dothideomycetes; Pleosporales; Pleosporaceae. The record is from RefSeq and is a predicted model, not a curated record. Bases 1 to 462 code for a protein of 153 amino acids.